Messenger RNA from Effrenium voratum, 474 nucleotides. The record is from the annotation of a GenBank genome assembly. Lineage: Eukaryota; Dinophyceae; Suessiales; Symbiodiniaceae.
GAUGCCCCCGCCGGACCUGAACUUGGCGGUUCCUGAGAACAUGCCCUCGGCCACGGGCGCGCCCCCGGUGAUCGAAGCCGAGCCAUUUGAUAGCUCGGCCUUCAAGAGUGACAUGGUCAAGGAGGAGUACGAGCUCCUGAGGAGAGACCACCGGCAGCUCAUCAAGAUGGGCGAGUCCUAUGGCAGCUUCGACCCUUUGGGGAAGAUCGCCUUCCUUGACCAGCUCGAACGCAUUGAGGAGCGCUGGGACAUCUUCUUCGGGCGCCUGGGGCUCAUCGGCGCCUUGAGCCCGGAGUACAAGGAGCAAAGCGCAGCGUUCCUGCAGGCGAUGGGCCUCUCCCCCGGGGAGUUCCGACGGCUGCUGCGCCGGGCCCACGACCAGAUGCGCCUGGACGCGGAAGAUGAGCGGAGCCAGCGGUAGAGCCCAUGUAGCUGUGGAUCAAAACCAACGGUACCAUUUUGGGGGUGGGUGCA